AUGGGAACCAAGGUUCAGAAUCUGUCGGGAUAUUACUCGAUGAUGAGAGAUCUUAAUGAGGAAUCCAGUAGCUGUGGUUGGCCGUUAUUUUACAGAGAUAAAACACCGAUAAACGGGAAGUGUUAUGAAAAUUAUCUUCCAAGUGUCGCCUCCGAUGCAUGUUCUGUGGAUGAUAAGGAUGUUGUGAAGCGGAUGAUGCUUGAACACGAGGCGGUAUUUAAGAAUCAGGUUUAUGAACUCCAUCGCUUAUACAGAAUACAAAGAGAUUUGAUGAAUGAUUUCGAUAGGAGAGAGUUACACAGAAAUCAGAUACCUGCCGAGGCUUCGUUUUCUCAAGUAACAACUGAGGAUGGAAGAAAAUGGCAUGUUUCUGGCAUUCCUGCGGGAAAUUCGGCUUAUGCUAAACCAUCUGUUUCAGGUGCUGCAGGUGUUCAUUCUCCUUUAGGUUUUAUUCAAGGAACAAGCAACCAAGCUUGUCCGUUUCGAUCCCCAGAUGUUGGUGUGAUCGAGUCCACCAGACCGUCAAAGGUGAGAAGAAAAACGUUUGACCUUUCGCUCCCUGCUGAUGAAAACGUUGAUUCUGACGAAAGCAAUGAGAAGCUCAGCGACGAGAAGACAAGUGGUUCAACGUUUUUUCUUGCUGAUAAAAGUUGUAAAGUUGGAAAGGAGGAUGAUGGUGGGAAGGCUUGUUGCCGGGACACUUCAAGAAAUCGUUUGGCUGACUUAAAUGAACCAGCUCAGGUGGAUGAAACAUAUGAUUCUUCUUAUAUUCGUGUUCCAAGUAAUUCAGUUGCCGCAACUGAAUGUUUGGAUCUCACUGCCAGUGCCAAACAGAAGACCCGGUUUUUUGGUUUGUCUAGGGAACACUUACUGGACUCGAGCCGUGGAACUCACAGUUGGGCUCGAAAUGAUGGAUAUUUGGAGAAUAAUGGGAAUGAAGAAAGGGGAAUUUCAUCAGGAGCUGAAGCAGCGCAUGCGAAAAGUAACCUACAGCCUAUGUUGAAUGUCUUCAAACCGGAGAAAUCACUUUUAUCUUCCCAAACAAUGCAGCAUACAUACAGCAAAGCUCAUGAGCCUGCAUCCAAUUAUCUUGAUGGUCGAAGCAAGGCUGAUACGUGGAGUGAAAAGACUGUCAGUGAAAUAAAUCACGAAUACUUCGUUAAUAAACAUCCCGAGUCUGAUUUACCUUUAUAUAGACCCGGUCAUAUUCCAUUUGCUCCAUCCUAUGAUUUAUCGAAGUCUUGGUCUCAUUCUGCUGCUUCUUGGGGAAAGGCGAGUUGCAGCCUAAACCAGAAGUUGAUGUCGGUUAAGACGCCUCCAUAUCCAAAUGCACCCGGCUCCAUCAAUAGGAAUUUGGAAGAGUUUUGGCAUCUAAAUACAAAUUCCAAGCCUAAUCCAAGUAUUCCAUGUCAUGCACCGUUACGGAACGGAUCCGUAUCCAAGGAACCAUCAAUGAACGUGUCUUCCAUUAGUUAUGACUACCCGAAUCAUAACAAUGACAAGAAUUCUGGAAAAGGCAUUGACUUGAAUGCGAUUCUUUCUAAUGGUUCUUACAAUAAUAACUUAGUUCCUCAGUCGAGUGUUGGAAUAAUGGAGGGAGAUGCGAUGUCAUGGCUUAGAGCGAAGAAUGCUCGUAAGAAUGAAGCACGGAACACUGAUAGAAGCUCCAUUACUGCAGGAGAGACAAGUUUUCUUCAGACUGCUUCGUUGUUGUCCGUGAAAGGUGAAACUGGAAAGGUUACACACGGUGUAACUUCGGUUUCAUGCUCUAAUACUCUUGAUCAAAGGAGGAUUGAAUUAAGUGAAAGCUCUAGUAAUAAGAAAAUUCUCGGUGUUCCAAUAUUUGAUAUGCCUCGUAGUUCUCUGAAGAAGGAGUUGUCGUCAAUCACUUCUCCCUCGGUGUCGAUUCCUACAAUGUCCGAUCCAAAAGCAAUGGAAAAUAAGCACAAAAUCUGGAUGCUUGAUAUCAACCUGCCUUGUGAUGCUAAUGAUCUCGAAUUUGAGAAAGAAGUAUUCACCGAAACUGUCAUUAGUAAGACAAGAUCUACGGCGGAAGCAGAUUCUAGAAAUCAAAUUGAUCUGAACUUCAGUAUGACUGAGGAUGAAGAAUCAUACAUAACUCUUCCAAGUGGCAAUACAAAUAUGAAGGCAACAAUAGAUUUGGAAGCCGUUGCUGUUCCCGAGUCAGAGGAGGAUCUCGUUCUGGAAGAAAACAAACUCGAAACUUCUCUGGCAUCCCCGCAAGUUCCACAAGACGCUGUUGAACAGCCAUCGGAAGAACUUAUGAGAAAUGCGGCAGAAGCAAUUGUUGUCCUUUCAUCACUUUCCCGCGACCAAGUGGAUCCUGUGAUCAACAAUCCAUCGGAAAAUGAAUCGGUGGAUCCAUUGAGUUGGUUUGCGGAUGUAGUUUCCUUGUGUGAAGCUAACCCCGAGAGCAAGUGCGAUAAUUCGAGAGGAAAGGACAAAGAGGAUGAUGAAGAAUUGGAUUAUUUCGAAUACAUGACAUUAAAACUUGAGGAGACCAAAGAAGAAGACUACAUGCCGAAGCCUCUCGUUCCAGAAAACUUCAAAGUGGAAGAAACAACAAGUACUCUACCUACUCGGACGCGAAGAGGGCCUGCAAGGAGAGGGAGGCAGAAGCGAGACUUCCAAAGGGACAUCCUUCCGGGCCUCGUAUCUCUAUCAAGGAAUGAAGUAACAGAAGAUAUUCAAACCUUUGGAGGGAUUAUGAAAGCAACCGGUCAUUCAUGGCAAUCAGGACUAACUAGGAGAGCCUCCUCAAGGAAGAGGGGGAGGCCAAGGCGGCAAGUGCAGGUCACCCCUUCUCCCUCUCCGUCUCCGCCGCCUGUGACCACCAACGAAACCAGCACCCCACUGAUGCAGGAGCUCAAUAACAUUGAAGUGGCGUUGGAAGAAAGAAGCCUAACAGGUUGGGGAAAAACAACUCGAAGGCCUCGCAGACAAAGGUGUCCGCCGACUGGUAACCAUCCGUUGAUUCCAAUAACAUAG
Molecule: messenger RNA, 3009 nt
Organism: Lathyrus sativus (Indian pea)
Lineage: Eukaryota; Viridiplantae; Streptophyta; Magnoliopsida; Fabales; Fabaceae
Source: the annotation of a GenBank genome assembly